Messenger RNA from Selaginella moellendorffii, 1916 nucleotides. Its product is annotated as mediator of RNA polymerase II transcription subunit 4-like. The transcript has 3 exons. Gene Ontology annotation, biological process: regulation of transcription by RNA polymerase II. Bases 2 to 961 code for a protein of 319 amino acids. The record is from RefSeq and is a predicted model, not a curated record. Gene Ontology annotation, molecular function: transcription coregulator activity. Lineage: Eukaryota; Viridiplantae; Streptophyta; Lycopodiopsida; Selaginellales; Selaginellaceae. Gene Ontology annotation, cellular component: mediator complex; core mediator complex.
CAUGGCAGAGGGAGGCGCGGUUCAGGCGCUUCCUCCGCACAGGCGCGCGCAGGUCUUGCUCCAGGACAUGGCGGGCCUCACAGUGCGCCUUCUCGAGCUAGCGGGCAGCAAAUCGUGGCAAGGCAGCCAUCUCAAGAGCCUCUUCCCCCCUUUCCUGGCCGGAGCUCCCGUGCCCGCCGAGGGCCUGGUCGCCAACAGCACCAAAGACGUCCUGGCGCUCCUCGACUCGCAUCAAUCGCUUCUGUCGGACGCGGUGUCGGAGAUUGCCGAGCUCCAGAGCCUGGAGCAGGAGAAGCAGCGCAUCGCGGAGGCGGUGGCGGCCAAGGACGCGGUGAUCCGGGAGUUUGCCAAGCGCGUCAGGGACGCGGAGCAGGUCCUGGAGCUCACGCUGGAGGAAUUCGAGGAGUACAGGCGGCCAUCCAAGGAGAGGAAGACACUGGACGCCGAGGUGGACGUGGCCGAGCUCGUCUCCUACGCUCAUAGGAUCAGCUACACGACGUUUGCUCCUCCCGAUUAUCUUCUCGGUCAGCCCGGAGUGCUGGCUCCGGCUCCUCAGGAGCAGCAAAUGCGAGCUUCGCAGCUCUACCACUUCAGCGACAUGGAUCUGGGCGUGUUGAAAGCUCCGGCAGCCGCACUGCCACCAGCGCCAUCGCUGCCGUCGCCAACGGUGGAAAAAUCACCACCGAAAGAAGCAGCUGCAGGAAAGCUCACGCCCUCUACUUCCACUCCGGUUACUCUUCCCGGACUGCCUCCCGGAAUGAAGCUCCCACCGAUGCCUCCCGGAUGGAAGCCCGGAGAUCCGGUUCCACUGCCGGAAGUGGCACCGCCAGCUCCAGCUCUAGCGGCACCGGCUCCAGGAGUAAUCCAGGUGCCGUUCGUGCAGCUGGAUCUAAACCCGGAGCUCGAGGACGACUAUGCCUCGGACUACAGCAACGAGGAGCAAAGCUCCGAGGAAGAGUGAGGAACCAAGAUAAAGAAAGUCGCAAGAAAUCCAUGUCCUACUAGGAAGAAAACCUCGAGUUUGCAAGUUAAAAUCGAAACCUUGGAGGAAACAAAUGCUCGAUUCAACUCCGGGGGUAAGAACAGUCUUUUCCAGUUACACCAGUUCUCCGACUUCUUAAACUUGAGCUACAGAAGCACGGACCUCAUGAACGCGAAGAAAAAGCUCUUGGUUUGCCAGAAGAGAAGAUCUACCGGAAGGGGAACUGCUGCCGCCGCGGUCUCAGCCGCUCGGCCACGGGAUUCAAGCACAUCGCCGCGAUCCUGCCGAGCUCCACGUGAUCCGGCAGUAGCCUCAGCCGGGGAUCUACGGUGGGGAGGACAUGGUUCGUCCUCACCAGCGGGACAAGCCACCCGACGAGAUCGCCGGGUACUUUCCCAACGUCGUGGACUUUCCUGUUACUGAUGAUCCCCGCCAGGAGCAGGCCAAAGCAGAAGACGUCCACCUUGACGGCGAGGUAGCCAUCCUGGGGCCAGUCCUGGUCGAGCAUCCCCACAGCGAUCCCAUCUGAUCCUCCCAGGGCGAAGGUUCCCGAGGAAAAGAAUGGCUUCGCCGAUUCAAGGACGUGAUCAUCAAGCGCGGCAACGCCGACCGCUACCCCGCCCAGAUCGCCUCCACGCGGACGCCAAGACCAGCAAGAGCUUCGCCAGGCUCAUCGGGGACCGGCGGCGCUGGCGGGUGGUCCCGGCGUGCUUGCCCGGCCGUUUGAGGUCCUCCACCGCGGCGACCCGGUGGCGCCGCCGCUGUGCCUGCCGCUGCGGAUCCACCUCGCCUUCGCCGCCGCCAAGUGCGUCAAGACGGGUCUCUGGCAGUACGUUGUCUCUGUUUUAUCACGGUCCUCAUGGAACUCACGUUCCUUAAUUUUUGGUUUGCUUAAGCAAACAUAGAUGGUAAUGAAUAUACUUAAAAUAUAUUU